Molecule: messenger RNA, 2037 nt
Organism: Telopea speciosissima
Lineage: Eukaryota; Viridiplantae; Streptophyta; Magnoliopsida; Proteales; Proteaceae
Product: U4/U6.U5 tri-snRNP-associated protein 2-like
Exons: 9
Coding region: 107-1801 (564 amino acids)
Biological process (GO): protein deubiquitination; mRNA processing; spliceosomal complex assembly
Molecular function (GO): zinc ion binding; cysteine-type deubiquitinase activity
Source: RefSeq, a predicted model, not a curated record
UCAUCACAACUUGCGGUACUGAUCUCUCUUUGCAUUGGAUAUUUGUGGUGGGUUCAUUUCUAGACUAUUCAAGUGUAGACACGGGAAGAAGUGAACUGCAGAGAAGAUGGUAACAAAGAGAAACAGGGAGAAUGAUGAGAGUCAAGAAACACAGCUGGAAAGGCAGAAGUUAGUUCGGCGAUCUUCUCCCUCUCCUCCACAUCAUGCUAUUGAAAAUGCUCUUCUUCCCCUUGCUUCUUAUAAUGACGACGAUGAUGACGAAGAAGAAGACAAAAGGAGAGAAGAAAACGUUAGAUGGAUAGAACAAAAAGGUCAUGGAGAAGAAGCAGAAGAAGCAAAUGAUGAUGAUGCUGAGGACGAGGACGACAGUGAUUCCCACCUGAUAGGGUUGAAUCAAGGAAGGCGCAAUCGACAGGUUGAAGUUCGAAGGGAUUGUCCUUAUCUAGAUACAGUUAAUCGCCAGGUUUUGGACUUUGACUUUGAGAAGUUCUGCUCUGUCUCUCUGUCAAAUUUGAAUGUAUACGCAUGUUUGGUCUGUGGGAAGUAUUAUCAGGGAAGAGGUCAGAAGUCUCAUGCAUAUACUCAUAGCCUUGAAGCUGGGCAUCAUGUUUAUAUCAACCUUCAGACAGAAAAAGUCUAUUGCCUUCCUGAUGGAUAUGAAAUUAAUGACCCAUCAUUGGAUGACAUUCGAUAUGUCCUAAAUCCAAGGUUCAGUAGGGAACAAGUUGAACAGCUUGACAAAAAUAAACAAUGGUCAAGGGCACUUGAUGGUUCUGAUUAUCUUCCUGGAAUGGUGGGCCUGAACAACAUUAAAGAAACUGAUUUUCUGAAUGUGACAAUUCAGUCUUUAAUGAGGGUUACCCCCUUAAGGAAUUUUUUCCUUAUUCCUGAGAAUUACAAGCACUGCAGAUCUCCUCUUGUUCAUCGAUUUGGAGAGCUCACUAGAAAGAUCUGGCAUGCACGAAAUUUCAAGGGCCAGGUGAGCCCACAUGAGUUUUUGCAGGCAGUUAUGAAAGCCAGUAAAAAACGGUUCCGAAUAGGUCAGCAGUCAGAUCCUGUGGAGUUCAUGUCAUGGCUUCUUAACACACUACACUCAGAUCUUAGGAGUUUAAAGAAAAACAGCAGCAUCAUCUACAAGUGCUUUCAGGGGGAAUUGGAGGUUGUGAAGGAGAUACAUAACAAAUCUUUUGCUGAGAAGAAAGAAAACGGAGAUGACCAAAGUAAUGGGGGCACUGCAGAUGGUGGGACUGAACAUGGCAAUGUGCUUAUGGAAACAUGUAGAAUGCCAUUCCUAAUGCUUGGGCUUGAUUUGCCCCCACCUCCUCUCUUCAAAGAUGUGAUGGAGAAAAAUAUAAUUCCUCAGGUGCCACUUUUCAACAUACUGAAGAAAUUUGAUGGUGAGUCUAUCACAGAAGUUGUGCGUCCUUGUAUAGCAAGGAUGAGGUACCGUGUCACCAGACUGCCACAAUAUCUAAUACUCCACAUGCGUCGGUUCACAAAGAACAAUUUCUUCAUAGAAAAGAACCCUACUCUUGUGAACUUUCCCGUGAAGAACCUUGAACUGAAGGAUUAUAUCCCUUUACCUACACCAAAGGAAAAUGAGAAACUGCGGUCAAAAUUCGAUCUGAUUGCAAAUUUUGUUCAUGAUGGCAAGCCUGGUGAAGGGUCUUACAGAGUAUUCGUACAGCGUAAAUCAGAGGAAUUAUGGUAUGAGAUGCAGGAUCUGCAUGUUGCAGAAACUCUUCCUCAGAUGGUUGCUCUCUCUGAGGCUUACAUGCAAAUAUACGAGAUGCAGCAGUGAUGUACUACUAGAGUCUCAGUUCAAUUAAAGCCUGAAAUUUGGAGCUCAAAUCCUGCAUUAUUUGAUCACAAAUGUUCGUUACAUCCCUAAAGGCAAAACGAAGAACAGCUCGGAAAGGGUUUGUAAUGAAUACAGAGAAUCUCAUGUUCUAUAAUGCGGUGCAAAAUUUUUGUUUUGGAGUUCUGAGAGCAUAUCGUUAUUGUUCCUACAUUAAUAUCAAAUAGCAUUUUCACUAC